Molecule: messenger RNA, 1906 nt
Organism: Anopheles coustani
Lineage: Eukaryota; Metazoa; Arthropoda; Insecta; Diptera; Culicidae
Product: regulator of hypoxia-inducible factor 1-like
Exons: 10
Coding region: 1-1842 (613 amino acids)
Molecular function (GO): acyltransferase activity, transferring groups other than amino-acyl groups
Source: RefSeq, a predicted model, not a curated record
AUGUCUACAUUGAUUGUGAUUAAUUUGAUAGUCAAACUUACGCAUUACCGGAAACUUCCUCAAAUAUAUCAGUAUGAUGAUUUCAGUGCAUGCCGAACGAGAUAUACCGAUUUUGUGUACUGUGUUGCCACCACGAAGCUCCUACCAGACGAAACCAAUGAGUUGUGGAACAAUAUAAGUUUCCUGUCUUCAAAUCGAAGAAAUUUUCCACAUGAUAAACUGGAAAAUGGAAUAUGCGUUAACGACCACCAUGUCGGAGCCAUAGACGAUACCAAACUGGGAAAAAUCGUUGGAGCACAUGUUAGUAUCACGAUCUACAACAAAUAUGGUUUGCAGAGUCAUACGGAUAUAGAAUCCUGUUGGAGGAACUCAAGCAUGAAUCAGGAACUAGCAACAAGUGAAAAGGUUUUCCUGUAUAUCUCGUUGUCCUUGUUCCUCAUAUCGAUCUAUGCUACCUGGAAGGAUUACAAAGGUGUCAUCAGUGGCGAUUUGAUAGCGGCAUUUUCCAUCCGGCAGAACUUUCAUCGCCUAACCAAAACAAACAGUACCAACGCAUUGCCAUUUCUGGAGGGCUUACGAGUGAUUGGAACGAUGACUAUACUGGUCGUGCAUUCGCAACUUCCAAUGAUUCGAAUGCCGAUCAAGAACACUGAGGACUUGGAAGCGCAAGCGAAUCACUUUGUUUUCCCGUUCAUCAAUUCGGCUAAUACACAUAUGAUACAAUUUUUCUUUGCCCUGGGUGGCAUGGUCUUUGGAUUGAGCUGCCUUAAUCACUUUGACAGUUGUUCCGCUUUCCACGGCUUGUACUUCGUCGAGAAAUUGGUGCGUCGAUUGAUUAGGAUUUUGCCGGUGUACAGCUUUGUUAUUUUCUACCAUGCAACAUGGUACAAACGUGUUAAGCGGGGUCCGUUGGAGUUUAAAUUCUACGACUAUUGCUCGGAACACUGGUGGACUAACGUGUUGUUCAUUAACAACUACGUACUUCCCACGAAACCGUGUUUACAGUAUGGAUGGUACCUUGGAGCGGAUUUGCAUCUAUUUCUCAUCAGUUCUUCGUUGCUCAUGUUGGUGUGGCGAUUUCCACGCACGAAACAAACGAUUGCGGCCAUCAUGGCCAUUGUCGCAUUCGCAGUUCCUGCGUUCGUUAUCUACAACAACUCCACGGCGGCAACAAUGACGUUCGACAUGCGGCACGCUUUGGCUGAACUUCGGACGUACAAGCACUUUAUAGAGUACUAUCUACCAUCGCACACCAACGUAAGCGGUUAUUUCUUCGGAGUAAUAGCUGCGAUGACAUACAAGGGCGCUGUUGCUGGUGACCACCAAAAUCGUGUCCAAACCGUACUUCAAAGAGCAUUUGCCACCUGCACUAUUGCACUAGUGGGAUUGAACGCAUUCACUACGGUGCUACCCUUACUGGACCUUAACCCACAUUUGUCCAUUUUCCAUGCUGUGUAUGGAAGUCUGUUGAAAGCCUCCUGGGGUCUUAGUUACGGCCUCCUGUUUUUGGUGCUUGGAUUGAAAAGGGAAUCAUUGCUGGUCGAUUUUCUGUCUCAUCCGCUUAUGCACUGUCUAGCUAAACUAAGCUAUUGCAUUUAUAUCGCACAGUACUCAGUUAUAUACGGCGUGUACACAAACUUCCCAAUUCCGUUGAUUUACGGGACGUUUAAUCUGAUAAUUCUGACGUCAGCCACAGUUUUUCUCUCGCUUGUCAGUGCAUUUCUGCUUUACAUGGCUGUGGAAGCCCCAUUUGGAUAUUUGGGAAAUAAAUGCCUCUCUUUGUUUAUCGAAAAAGGAACUAUUGUCAAUACCCAACAAAAUAAACAUAAAAAACGACAGUAAAGGCGUUUUUAUGAACGCAAAUGACAACAUCUAACGGGAACUGAUCCCUCGUAAAACAAAUGGU